Molecule: messenger RNA, 1674 nt
Organism: Periconia digitata
Lineage: Eukaryota; Fungi; Ascomycota; Dothideomycetes; Pleosporales; Periconiaceae
Source: the annotation of a GenBank genome assembly
CUCCAAUACAUCUUAUAAAGAGCUACCACGAGCUCUCUCUCUUUGUUUUUGAACGACUCAACUUGAAACCCCCAAAUAGUUCAAAUUCGUUGAACUUCCGAUCUCGCUAUCCCAUCUUCCCACAAGAACAAGAAACAAUCUCAAACCGCCAUUAUGGGAAUCUGGUAUCACGUAGCAGAGCCGAAUGCCUACCUCGUCAUCACGGGUGUAGGUAUCGACAAGGUUCUCAUCAAAAAGAAGGCAUUCGUCUACCCCUUCCAAAAAGUCUCCAAGAUCAGCAUUACGCCCUUUGACUUCUCCAUGGCCUUGCAAGCCAUGACAGUCGAGAAAUUGAAGUUCUCGCUACCGGCUGUAUUCACUAUCGGUCCAGCUGAUAGUCCUGGAUCGCUGGAGAAGUACGCUGUGCUGCUGACCGGCGAGUCUGAUGGACGGCCUACGGCACCUGCAAACAAGGGCGCUGUCACGGUCGCCGCUGGACGCAACCAUGUUCAAGAUAUCGUUAAGGGUAUCAUCGAGGGUGAAACGCGUAGUAUCGUUUCCACCAUGACCAUGGAAGAACUGUUCCGCGAGCGGAAAGUGUUCAAGGAUAAGGUCAUCCAGCAGGUGCAGUCUGAACUUGAUCAGUUUGGUCUUUGCAUCUACAACGCAAACGUCAAAGAACUCCAAGACACCCCCGGCUCGGAAUACUUCGCCUUCCUCUCGCGCAAAGCGCACGAGGGCGCCCUUAACCAAGCCAAAGUAGACGUAGCCGAUGCCCGGAUGCGAGGCGAAGUAGGCGAAGCCGAAAAGCAAGGCAAAACGAAGCAAGAAGUAGCAAAGAUCCACGCCGCGACCGCGGUCCUGGAAACGGAGCGCAAAGCCGAAAAAGCCGCCGCCGACGCAAAACUCACAGACAAGGAAAUCGUUAUCGGCAAAGAGCUGAACUUGGCGCGUAUCAACGCGAAGCGCGAGGCGGAGCGUCGCGAUGCGGAACUCAACACAGAAGUCGAGAAGAAGAAGGCGCUCAUGGAGCUCGAAAGGCUGCGUGCGACGACGGUGACGCAGGCUACGAUUGCGAAGGAAUCGAGCCAGCAGCGCGCCGACGCGGAGCUGUACUCUGAGCAGAAGACCGCCGAGGGAAAGAAGUACGCCGAGAUUGCGGAUGCAGAGGCCGCGGCGUUCAGGAUGCUGAAGCAGGCCGAGGCGAACUACGAGGCCAAAGAGCGAGAAGCAGAAGCCGACUACGUGGUCUCGAAACGAGCAGCCGAAGCAGAAUACUUCCGCCGCGAGCGCGAAGCCGAAGCCAAGCACCGCGAAGCAGAAGGUCUAACAGCCAUGGCGAAGGCGUACGGCGAUCUCGCGGGCGUGCUGGGUGGUCCUCAGGGCUUGAUGCAGUACCUGAUGUUGACCAACGGCACGUACGAGUCGCUUGCAAAUGCGAAUGCCAAGGCAAUCCAUGGACUCCAGCCCAAGAUCAAUGUUUGGAAUACCGGGGCUGCUGGAGGUGAUGGUGCGGUUGCGGACCCAUCGGCGCCGAUUCGAAAUCUUUUCCAGAACCUGCCGCCGCUUCUGAGCACGAUCCACGAUCAGACUGGUAUGGCGCCGCCGAGUUGGUUGGCCCAGAUGCCCCAGCAGCAGCAGAAUGGGGGUGAGUCGGAGAAGACGAGGGCGUUGAGGAACGGGAGCGAUGCGUGA